AUGGCCACCGUAAGCACCCAACUGUCAAUACUAUCACUAUUCUUCAUACUCACUUCCAUUCCAAUCCCAUCAUUCGCUUGUCCUCUUCAUCAGAAACAAGCACUUCUCCGAUUUAAAUCCACCGUCACCACCAUCUUCAAAGCCAAUUCCGAUCCCACCUCCGUAGAUUACAUUCCAUUCGUAGAACUCGAUUCAUGGAAUCGUAGUUCCGAUUGUUGCUCGUGGGACCGUGUCAAAUGCAGCAGAACCAGAAAUGUAACGGAGCUCCACCUAGACACGGUCGUUCCAAUGUUUGCCGAUCCGGUUCCUGUGUACUCUGAUAUCUUGACUCCCCUUUUUCGAAUCCGAUCACUGAAACUACUCGAUAUCUCGAUGAAUUCAUUGCAAGGAGAGAUUCCAGGAGAUGGGUUCGGUAAUCUCACCGGACUGGUUCACCUUGACAUGAUGCAGAACAGCUUCAAUGGCUCCAUCCCCGGCCAACUUUUCCGGUUAACGAAUUUACGUUACUUGGACAUGAGCAACAAUUUGCUCAAAGGCGAACUAGCACCUCAACUUUUUCAACUUGAAUCUCUUCGAUUUCUUGAUCUAAGCAACAAUACCCUCCAGGGAACUUUAAGCUCAGAAGUUGGUAAGCUUCGAAAUCUUGAAUCAUUGAGGCUGAAUGACAAUUCCCUUUCGGGAAGCAUCCCGGAAGAGAUCGGAAAUUUAAAGAGGUUAAGAGAUCUUUCUCUCGGAAAGAAUAACUUCUCCGGCGGAAUCCCGACUUUAAUUCUACACCUAAAGGAGCUGCAAUCACUGGAUUUGUCGAGAAAUUCUCUCUCCAUGCAAAUUCCGGCCGGCAUAGGAAGACUUUCCAACAUGAAGACACUUGAACUGAGCAGCAACCAGUUAACGGGUCCGAUACCGUCAUCAAUGCGAAACUUGACCAAAUUGGAAUCCUUACGGCUGACGAAAAACAAGCUCGCCGGAGAAAUCCCAACGUGGUUAUUCAAAAUCAGCACAUUGAAGGAACUGUUCAUCGGAGGAGAAGGGAACAACUUGAUUUGGAACAACAAAGCAAAGAUUGUUCCCAGAUGUAGGCUACGACAGAUCUCUCUGCCUUCCUGUCAAAUUUCCGGUCAAAUUCCUGAAUGGAUUUCAUCGUUCAAAAAUUUGGAUUUUCUUGAUUUGACCGAUAACCAAUUGGAGGGAAAGUUCCCGGAUUGGCUCGCCGAGAUGGACGUCGGAAGCAUAAUCCUCUCCGACAACAAUUUCACCGGAUCACUCCCACCUCGCCUAUUUCAAUCUCCAAGGUUAUCGAUUCUUUCAUUGUCCCGUAACAACUUUUCCGGCGAGCUACCGGAUAAUAUAGGUAACGCAAGUGGGAUUAUGAUCUUUGUGUUGUCCGGAAAUAAAUUUUCCGGACAAAUUCCGGUGUCCAUAUCUAAUAUCUAUCGACUACUGUAUUUGGACUUCUCCAGAAAUCAAUUUUCUGGCGAAGUCCAUGUUUUUGGACAUAAUCCUCUUCUUGGUUUCAUUGACUUGUCCUAUAACGAGUUCUCCGGUAAGAUUCCGACGACUUUUCCUAAAGAAAUCCUAAUGAUUUCUUUGGGUGGGAAUAAGUUUUCCGGCGACUUGCCUUGGAAUUUGAGUAACUUGGUCAACCUCGAACUUCUUGAUCUCCAUGACAACGAUGUUAAAGGAAAUUUGCAGGAUAUUUUGCCUCAAAUCCCGACUCUUCAAGUUCUAAGCCUAAGAAACAAUUCCAUUGAGGGAUUUAUCCCGAGAACAAUCUCCAACCUCACGUCUCUCCGGAUUCUUGAUCUUUCCGAGAACAACUUAACUGGAAGUAUUCCACAAGAAAUGGGAAGCUUUGCGAGAAUGAUCAACACUCCAAAAAAUGUCUUAGCACCCAUAGACGUUUUCACCUUUUUCAUCAAAUUUUCUGACUUGGUACUGAACUGGAAGAGCUCUUUUCAAGGCCUAUCGAGUCGUUACCUUAACAUCUACUCUUUCUUGGAUUUAUCGGAAAACAGAUUAUCCGGCAAAAUUCCAGCUUCGUUAGGCAAUCUCAAAGGCCUAAAAUUGCUCAACGUUUCACACAACAACAUCUCGGGACUUAUUCCAAUGUCUUUCGGCAACAUGCAGAGCCUGGAGACAUUGGAUUUGUCACACAACAUAAUCUCGGGUUUGAUUCCUGAAUCACUAACUAAAUUGGAUCAGCUCGGGAUCCUAGAUGUGAGCAACAACAGGCUGACAGGUAAGAUUCCCGUGGGUGGGCACAUGAGCACAUUGACCGAGUCGAUGUAUUAUGCCAACAACAGUGGAUUAUGCGGCAUGCAGAUCAGGAUCAAAUGUGCUGAGGAUAUCUCACCGUCUAAACCAAAGGAGAAGGAAGACAAGAACCAGUCAUUGAUUUCGUGGGAGACAACUUUGAUCGGUUUUCCAGUUGGGUUUUUCGCAACAAUCUUUAUGAUGGCAUACUCACUGAAUUUUCUACAUAUGUUCAAAUUUUGGUGA
Molecule: messenger RNA, 2499 nt
Organism: Cynara cardunculus var. scolymus (artichoke)
Lineage: Eukaryota; Viridiplantae; Streptophyta; Magnoliopsida; Asterales; Asteraceae
Product: LRR receptor-like serine/threonine-protein kinase GSO1
Exons: 1
Coding region: 1-2499 (832 amino acids)
Molecular function (GO): protein binding
Source: RefSeq, a predicted model, not a curated record